UUAGAGAAACGUGAAUUGGUUCUACUUAAACCAAUCAGCAUAUCGACAAUUCCCUUUUAACCAUUUGGACCACCAUCAUCAUCGUCGUCGUCGUCUAUCCAUCAUGGCGAAACGAGCACCGGCAAAGAGAGUAGCAGUGAUCGGGGCUGGUCCGUCCGGUUUGACCGCGAUCAAGGCAUGUCUGGAAGAGGGUCUCGAACCGGUGUGCUUCGAGAAGACCAACACCCUCGGGGGUCUUUGGUACUACCGGGAGGACCGGACCGAGCUUUCGUGUGUGUUCCGUUCCACCAUCAUCAACACCAGUAAAGAGACGAUGUGUUUCAGUGACUACCCCAUCCCCGACGACUGGCCAAAUUUUCUACACAACAUUAAAGUGCUAGAGUAUUUCAAGAACUAUGCCGUUCACUUCGGACUGUUGCGAUACAUCACUUACAAGACCAAAGUGAACACCAUUCUCCCCGCCGAUGAUUUCGACUUGACUGGGCGAUGGAAGCUGUCGCUGACGACCACGGAUGACGGGGCGACGAGGGACGAGAUAUUCGAUGCCGUGUUCAUAUGUACUGGUCACCAUUGCACUCCGAACAUUCCAAAGUUCGAGGGACUAAAUGACUUCAAGGGAGAGGUACUCCACACCCAUGAUUAUCUCAUCCCUGAUAAAUACCGAGGAAAACGGAUCGUGGUCGUCGGCAUGGGAAACUCUGGGGUCGAUGCGGCGGUUGAACUCGGUAGAGUGGCUUCAAAGUUGUUCUUGAGCACGAGGAGUGGAGCCUGGAUCACUCUUAGAAUGGUCGAUAGAUGUUUACCUGGUGAUCUAGUGAAUAGAUUCAAUAGAUCAUACCCUCUCUGGUUUCAAGACUACUACGCUAGGACCAUUAGCAUGAAUCGCGUUGACCACGAGUUCCUCGGUAUUAAGCCCAACUUCAGCAUCACCGCCGCCCAUCCUACCGUCAACGAUGACCUCCCCGGCUGCAUCGCCAGCGGCUUCGUCAACAUCAAGCCAAACGUCCGUCGAUUCACGGAAAGGGGCGUGGUCUUCGAUGACGGCUCUGAAGAAGCUCUCGACGUGGUCGUCCUCGCGACGGGAUACAAGAUCGCCUUUCCUUACAUUCCACAGAGCGUCCUCCCUAUCAAUGAUAACCACGUGGAGAUGUAUAAGUUUGUGUUUAAUCCCGAGCAUAGGCAUCCGACCAUGGCCGUACUGGGCAUGGUUCAACCCAUUGGGCCCAUAAUGCCCGUGUCUGAGCUUCAAGCCCGCUGGGCCUCUAGAGUCUUUAAAGGUAUCAACCAACUGCCUUCUAGAGAAGUCAUGACGAAACAAAUUAAGAAGAGAAACGACGACAUGGCAAAAAGAUACAAGAAAUCUCCAAGACACACAAUUCAGAUUGACGUAAUGCCAUACAUGGACGAAGUCGCUAAAGAGAUCAAAGCCAAGCCUAACUUCUUCUGGCUCCUUCUGACCGACCCGGUCCUGGCCUACCACUACCUGUUCUCACCCUUCAUCCCAGCCCAGUACCGCGUGACUGGCCCCCAUCCUUGGUCCAGGGCCAGGAAGCACAUGAUGACCGUCUGGCCCAGGAUUAUGAGGCCUUACAAGACCAGGCACGGCGGGAACGAGUCUAUGAAGGUCUUGAAGAGCCAAAGGUCAGGGUUCAGCUUCCUCAAGUUCUUCUUGUUGCUUGGAGCCAUCAGCACCUGCGGUUUGGCAUUGUACCGUCGACCGACAUGGCUCGGGGAACCGAUCAAUGUCGCCCUGGCUUUCUUCAGACGCUAAUUUGCAGGAAGAUUACACAUUCCGAUGGCACGAGGGUAUUUUGACUGGGGAAGGGAUGGGGUGGCGGUCCUCCCUUCCCUUUGUCGUGUUUGUCUAACUUUCCCCUUCAUUUUGGAUUGCUUGAAAAUGAUUGGGGAUGGAUUGACCCAAACGUGUGGCGCCACCUUGUCGAAUCAAUAUCUUUUGACAUUUAACAGACAUUAUUUGAUAGCUCAUCAAUUUUUGCUUUUGUUUGCUGGUUUUGCUCGCUUUUCUUUUAUUAAUGUGCUGAAAGAUGUUGAUGAUAGCACUGAUACAUUAUGAUUUAUCAUUUAUCUUCUGUACGAUAUAAAGCCAUGUUUAUGCUCAAGGGCAUGAGUUGCCUUAUCGGGAGUCGAACUCCGGACUUUCAUAAUUUUGUUGUAUGUUGCGUGGGUUUUCAGAAAACGUCUGACGCCGAAGUCCAAACUUACAAAGUUACGGACUUACAGAAAUCAUCAUUUCGAUGUAACUGUUCUUCGCAUGUCAUGAACAAAAUGUAGUAAGUGAACAGAUGAUGUUAUAUUCCCACUUUUUUUUAUUGUAUUACGUGACGUCUUCAUGAUUACAUUGAUUCAAAUAAUCUGCUCCUGAAAUACAAAAGCAUGAUCUACGUCAAAAUGUAUGAGAUCAUCAUAUUAAUUUGGCACUUUUGGUACACUAUAAAAAAUAUUUAGCCAAUAUAGGGUAAAAUGGGAACAUGCAUUUUGGUUGGGUAAAAAGAUAUUUUGUAAAAUUUACGCAAUAUUGCGUUGGAAUAGCCCUGACGGGGUAAAAUUAUACGUAGGAAAAAUUAAUGUUCACUUCCCAUCCAAUAUUGGGUAAAAUUUUACUCAGUGUUUUUAGAGUGUAUAUUUCUCAUUUACAUUUAAACAUGUUAAAGUUGUCUAAUUCGGAUUUCAUAAAAUGAAAUAAUAAUGAAAUUUGGAACUGACGUGUUAGAAUAAUUUUACAUUUCACCCAAUUUUUCACUACACUUUGAUUGCUCACAAGACCGCUGAAAAUUGUCUUUAAAAACUUUCCAAAAAAUAAAAUAUCGUAGUGGCUUCCUUUGAAAUUUGAAUAUGCAUACAUAAUUAUCCCAGGAGUUAAUUUACACCUUGUAUGAAAAUAAAACAUAUUUUAGAUUGUGUUGAAAACAUUGCAAAGUAGGUGCACUGACAUUGUACUAAUGAGAUUCAGGAAUGAUACGCUCGACACUAGCACAGCCACUUUUUGGGCUAUUCCCUUUACUCCUAGUUAUCUGGGAACGGGGUCAAUCAAUAUCCCUUUUUCCUUCUUAAGAAGAUGAUUUACUUUGUUCUUUAAUUCUUUGUAACUUUUCCAUGAUGAGGCAUCAACUUUCUUCAGCGCCCAAUCAUUAAGCAUGAUCUCUUUCUUGCAUCAUUUCAAUAUUAAUGGCAUCAUUAAGGGCACCCAUUUUUUCGUAUUCUUUUUUUCACAGAUCGGCAUAAUUAUGUUUAUCAACAGUAUGCAUAUGGGGUUAGAUAAUGGUUAGAUAAUGGUCACAGGUCAUUCAUACUUGCCUUUUUUAACACCUGUCUCAGAAAAUAAUUCU
Messenger RNA from Lytechinus variegatus (green sea urchin), 3347 nucleotides. Its product is annotated as flavin-containing monooxygenase 5-like. The record is from RefSeq and is a predicted model, not a curated record. The transcript has 7 exons. Lineage: Eukaryota; Metazoa; Echinodermata; Echinoidea; Temnopleuroida; Toxopneustidae. The coding region runs from base 104 to 1771 and encodes 555 amino acids. Gene Ontology annotation, molecular function: flavin adenine dinucleotide binding; N,N-dimethylaniline monooxygenase activity; NADP binding.